Molecule: messenger RNA, 1525 nt
Organism: Paramacrobiotus metropolitanus
Lineage: Eukaryota; Metazoa; Tardigrada; Eutardigrada; Parachela; Macrobiotidae
Product: serine/threonine-protein phosphatase 6 catalytic subunit-like
Exons: 2
Coding region: 321-1244 (307 amino acids)
Biological process (GO): G1/S transition of mitotic cell cycle; peptidyl-serine dephosphorylation
Cellular component (GO): cytoplasm
Molecular function (GO): protein serine/threonine phosphatase activity
Source: RefSeq, a predicted model, not a curated record
UCUCUUCUGGAAUCUGUCAGGAAGCAAAAGAUUUUCACGACGACGAGGAGUACAAAAUAAUCGAAGGAAGUUUUAUCCUGAUUUUACCUAUAGCGUGGGAAUUCCCACAUUUAAAUAUUUUAUUUCCGGAAGGUGCGAGCUUCAUCUAUCGAAAGCGGAAUCGUGAUUUGUCACUGGGCAGCUAAGAAUUUGCAUGCGUCCGUUCUGUACCUGUACGGAAAAAACACUGGAAAGGAUGUGAAGUAGAAUUCGAACCCGAAGUGGAGAUUUUAUUAAUCUUUUUUAUCGGCAAUAUAUUUAAUCCUUUUUAAUUUGCAACCAUGGAGGUUAUGACGACAGAUCUGGAUCGGUGGGUGGAGAUCGCCAAAGACUGCAAGUAUCUGCCCGAGAACGAAUGCUUGAAACUGAUUGACUUCUGUCACGACAUCAUGGUCGAAGAGGCCAACGUCCUGGAUGUGCAGACUCCGGUUACGGUGUGUGGUGAUAUUCAUGGACAGUUCUACGACCUGGAGGAGCUCUUCCGUACAGGCGGACAGGUGCCCCACACCAAAUACAUUUUCAUGGGUGACUUCGUCGAUCGUGGCUACUACUCACUGGAGACCUUGACCCGCCUGCUUACCCUCAAAGCUCGUUUCCCCACCAGGAUUUAUUUAUUAAGAGGCAACCAUGAGAGUCGGCAAAUCACUCAGGUUUAUGGAUUUUAUGAUGAAUGUUUGAGCAAAUACGGCAACGCGAAUGCCUGGAAAGCCUUCUGCAAACUGUUCGACGUGAUGGCCAUCGCGGCCCUAAUCGACAACACCGUCCUGUGCGUGCACGGCGGUCUGUCCCCGGACAUCACCACCCUCGACCAAAUCCGCACCAUUGAGCGCAACAUUGAGAUUCCGCACAAGGGCGCCUUCUGUGAUCUAGUCUGGUCGGACCCGGAUGAAGUGGACUCGUGGGCCACGUCACCGCGGGGCGCCGGCUGGCUGUUCGGGCCCAAGGUCCUCAAGGAGUUCAUGGAGAUCAACAAGCUGGACCUGUUGGCGCGCGCCCACCAACUGGUGCAGGAGGGCAUCAAGUACGUGUUCAACAACCAGCUGGUGACGGUGUGGUCGGCGCCCAACUACUGCUACCGGUGCGGCAAUGUGGCGGCCAUCCUGGAGUUCAAUACGGCCAUGGAGCGGAACGCCAAGAUCUUCCACGCCGUGGCCGAUAAUCUGCGGACGGUGCCGCCGCGGCAGAUCACGCCGUAUUUCCUGUAGAGGCCGGCGGGGGCGGUGGUGCAUCGUGAUUGCAUGUCGAACAUACCAUGUUUCCUUUUUUUUUGUUUUUUCUGUUAGAAGUGUUAUUUGUGGCAGCCGGUGGAUGCUGCUUUGAAAAAUGUUUUUUGAUUCCGGUUUUCGACGGGGCGCAGCGCGCGCGCGGAGCUUCUUGUUUUUAAUUUGGUGUUUUUUCAGUGACGUGGCCGUAUUGUAUUUAUUUAUUUUGAGAUUGAUCAUUUUACUCGAUGAUUUUUUGCAAGUGCGAUUGAAGGUUUUUCAGA